AUGAGGUACUCUAUUCUCUCAUUCUUGCUCGCGCUCUUGGUCUCGCUCGUUGCUGCGCAGACUCCAACUGCUACCGAGCCCGCCGAAGCAACCACCUCAGCUGAGCAACAGUCCUCGACACCAGAAGCAACUGGAUCAGCAACCACGCCAACUUCGACAGUCGCGCAAGGCACUGCAUCAAACGGCAACGGCAACGGUGGCGGUGGUACCACUUCAGCUCCUACCAGCACACCCCCAGCAGACGUCCACCUCAAGGUUCCCGAGCUCUCCGUUGGCCGCAUUGAGCUUGAUGUCGACAACCUCAACGCUGAGAUUAACCUGGCCGCCGAGGUUGCUAAGCUCGUGACCAUCAACGCCGGCGUCCAAGUCGGCAUCGAGAAGGUCAACAUCACCAUCGCCGACGUCAAUGCGGAACUCGAACUGGUUAUCCGUCUCGGAAACCUCGUCGACAUCGUCAAUCGCACAUUGGCAUCUCUGGACCUUAAUCCUCUGCUCAUCAACCUUCUUGAUACCGUUGGUGAUGUCGUCGAUGAUGUCAUUGGCGCUGUGGACGGCCUUCUCGGCUCGAUCGUGAACGGAGACAGCAAGAUCAACUUCCUGAUCGACAACCUGGGCAACAUCGUCCAAGAAGUCACCAACGCUGGUAGCACAGCUCUGAGCACCAUUAUUGGCAACUACCAGCAGAACAUGACCUUCACUGGCUCGCAGACAGACCUCGGUAAUGGGUUGGUGCAGAAAACGUACGAGUAUACUCCGCUGAGCUCUUUGGUCAACAUCGUUUUCAACACGCUUGGACAAGUUGUUCGAGCUACGGUAGUCAAGGGCGGGGGAUCAGGAUCGGGAUCAUCGACUGCUUCGGGCACCACAGUCCAGGCUACAACUACUGCAGCGCCUGUGACGACGACAGCUGCUGCAAGCACCUAG
This is a messenger RNA of Colletotrichum karsti, 924 nucleotides long. RefSeq lists its product as uncharacterized. Lineage: Eukaryota; Fungi; Ascomycota; Sordariomycetes; Glomerellales; Glomerellaceae. The record is from RefSeq and is a predicted model, not a curated record. Bases 1 to 924 code for a protein of 307 amino acids. The transcript has a single exon.